Ectocarpus siliculosus is the source of this 3855-nucleotide messenger RNA. The record is from the annotation of a GenBank genome assembly. Lineage: Eukaryota; Phaeophyceae; Ectocarpales; Ectocarpaceae.
AUGCUCCAGUUUUGGAUGGCAGGGGUUGGCAUGACCCUUCAGGUGGUGGCCCUCCGGAGAAAGGUGGAAUCGAUUGCGCCGCCAGCAAACAUCCACCCAGCAGGACAGUCGACAUACGCUAGAGCAAUGGAUAUUCACGCUCAAGGUGGAGAAAACGAUGCCUAUAGAGCGAACGUGAACACGUUUACCGAGACCGACGCGGCGUUCCACCCACCGGACUUUCCUCGAAGCUCCUCGACACAAGGGAAUGGGCGUCGAGGAGGAAGGGAACGGGGGGCACGCUAUGCGGAGCACGCGCCUUCAAGGAGGGAAUCUGCUUCAUCGAUUCCAAAAGCAUGCCCCAGCACGGUAGACUAUCUACCGGGAGCGGUCAAGGGCGGCAGGGCGCUAGCUCAAGCCCGGCAGACGAAACCCCGCCGAUACGCGGAUACACAGACAGAGGCACGCGACAGCGUACGACCAGAAGCACACGCUCAGACUCAAACCGAAGCCGGGUGCCUGAUCGGCGAGGCGUGUGCGGGUUUAGCUUCUGCACUGGCUCCGAGUGAUGCACCGCGCGCAGAAAACGCGCGCGUUUUUCGCGAUGGAGAAACGCUCGAAUGGGUCAAUCUCACCGGUCGUCGGCGUGCGGUAGGGUUCGGCGGUAGCAGACCAGGCGCAGAUGCUCGCUGGGUACCGGCGGGUCAAGCUGGGUUGACAAGCCUGCGGGAGGAACCGAAACGCAGCCGUUGCGCGAUGAACGAGGAAUCACCGAGACGCGAAGCACACUGCGGCGAAGAUUUGUACCCGUGCGAGGGGUCAGAGUCGGAUGGAAGAUCUCAUGGCAGUGUUGCAGGGGUGGAUGUCGAGGCGGAACAAGCAUGGGGUUGCCGGUAUCGCAGCAGUGUGGGCGCGUCUCAACGACAGGAGGACAGAGUUUCAUCCGCCGCUGGGGCGUCUGUCGGUGUUCAAGAGACCCCUUGUUUGGGAGAGAGCGCCGGAAGGGUCGAAGGGUUGCUCUCCGGCAGCGAACAGCAAGGGGCACAGCAGAUGUCGAACACAGUGCCUGGAGAAGCCGCUGUCGACGUUAGCAAGCGGGAGGGAGCGGGGCAGGCCGAAUCACCGGCUCGUGUGGAAGUAGCAGACGACAGCAAGCGGGAGGGAGUGGGGCAGGCCGAUACAGCAAGUCUUGUGAAAGAAGUGAACCACGCAGCUCAGACACAGGUUAAAGGUGGAGAAAAUUUUGCCUGUAGAGUGAGCGUGAACACGUUUACGGAGACCGACGCGGCGUUCCACCCACCGGACUCUCCUCGAAGCUUCUCGACACAAGGGAGCAGGCGCCGCGGAGGAACGGAACGGAGGGCAAGCUGUGUUGACGAAAUCUCUUCGACUAGGGAAGAAAUUCCUGCUUCAUCGAUUCCAACAGCCUACCGCGGUACGGUAGCCUGUCUACCGGGAUUGGGCGAGGGCGAUAGGGCGCUAGCUCAAGCUCCGCAGACUCCGCAAACGAAAUGCCACCCAUGUGGAGGAACGGAGACAGAGGCAUGUGACAGCGUACGACCAGAAGCACACGCUCAAACUCAAACCGAAGCCGGGUGCCUGAUCGGCGAGGCCUGCGCGGACAUAGUUUCCACACCGGUUCCAAGGGCUGUUUCGCUGCCAGGGAGCACUCAAGUUGUUCGCGAUGGGGAAGCGCUCGAACGGGUCAACCUUACCCGUCCUGGCAUUCGCGGUUUUGUAGCGUUCGGCGAUAGCGGACCAGGCGCAGACGUUCAAUCGCUACCUGUGGGUCAAGCUGGGUUGACAAGCCUGCGGGAGGAACCGAAACGCAGCCGUUGUGCGAUGAACGAGGAAUCACCGAGACGCGAAGCACACUGCGGCGAAGAUUUGUACCCGUGCGAGGGGUCAGAGUCGGAUGGAAGAUCUCAUGGCAGCGUUGCAGGGGUGGAUGUCGAGGCGGAACAGGCACCGGGUCGCGGGUGUCGCAGCAGUGUGGGCGCGUCUCAACGACAGGAGGACAGAGUUUCAUCCGCCGCUGGGGCGUCUGUCGGUGUUCAAGAGACCCCUUGUUUGGGAGAGAGCGCCGGAAGGGUCGAAGGGUUGCUCUCCGGCAGCGAACAGCAAGGGGCACAGCAGAUGUCGAACACAGUGCCUGGAGAAGCCGCUGUCGACGUUAGCAAGCGGGAGGGAGCGGGGCAGGCCGAAUCACCGGCUCGUGUGGAAGUAGCAGACGACAGCAAGCGGGAGGGAGUGGGGCAGGCCGAUACAGCAAGUCUUGUGAAAGAAGUGAACCACGCAGCUCAGACACAGCAUCUUGAGCGGAAGCUACACAACGCGAAGUGCACGGUCGCAGCCUUCAAGAUCGCAUUCUUACUGGCAAGGAGCAAGCCUUUUGACCUGCGCAAUGACACCGGCGGCGGGCUAUGUCGAAUUGCUGCACUCUCAGAGGGCACCCCGCAAGUGGCGCUAGCAUUCUCAAGGUGGAGGGCUCGGGGUUGUACGGGGGAGAGUCGCGGACGUGAAGUCACCAAGACAUCCGAUUGUGCGGCUCAGACCGCAUCAGAAGAAGCACGAGCUUCGUCUCACGAUUCGAUCGACAUUCAGAGAGGAGCUUCGUCUCAAGAUUCGAAAGAGUUCCCGAAAUCGGCCGCGUCGGCGCGGAUGUCAUCGCCUCGUCAUGGGGCCGGCAGCCCCGGCAAGGAAAAUGGGCUCGUAGAACAAGCUCCAGCCAAGAGGACCAUUGAACGAGGGACGGGCGAUGAAGAUACGGAGGAAGCUAGAUUCCACGACAUGCCACCGCUGCCCACGGAAAGCCGCCGUCCUCUUUACCCACCGAUGCCACCGAUGCCGCUCGCGCCUGCACCGUUGCUUUCCGGGGUCGGACCGAAAGAGAGCAGAACGUCGCUUGACGGUCGUUCGGCGCCCCAAGCUUCCCCCCACGCUGCCCCGGAACUGUUGCUAGUUUGCGCGGCAACUCGGGAUCCGCCGUCUCUCAUGCCCAUCCACGAGGACAGCAACGACAAAGGGGAGAGGCAACAAACUGGUGGUAGUUUCAGGAGGGGCACGGCGGGCGAGGUCCAAGAUCGAGAUCACGAGCCUGCAGCAAACCAACCUGGCGAUGAUUGGGCACCAACAACACCGUCUCCGCUUUCCUCUGAAGGACUAGAAAACACCAUCUCACCUACAUGCGAGGAGAAGGCCCGAGAUCAAACAACGAGCCUUUUGAGAGAGACGACGUCAGCUGUCAAAGAGGUACCUGCUACCGUGCCGUCAACUGCACGACGAGAACUGCAACAACAGAUUCCCAAGUCGGCGUUUCACAAUGACCAUUCGGUCGAAGGUUCGCCGGCGCAAACACGUACGCAGGCGCCAGAGUCGGAGGAAAAGAGUGAAACGACGUUUACCAUCCCUGACAAGGAAGAACCGGAUACGGCUUGCUCUGUUCGGAUGGUCAACGCAACUGAAAAGAAGCUAAUAGAAGAAGAAGAAGAAGAGCACGGGGAUGGCGAAACGGUACCCGGGGCGGGGCGGAAAGGAAGCGAGAGGCACGGAAUGCAGCGCCACACAUCGUACAUCGCGACCGAGACGAAACACGCCGAGGCCAUAGGUCAAGCUUCGCUUGAUGAAAGGGGAGACGCACCGCGAAAAGGAAAGGGGCACAAGAAGGACACCGAGCUUGGCCAGAAAGAGGAACAAUACCACCACGAAUCGCGGACCGCCGUCGAGAACGGAGAAGAGGAAGACACGGGUUCCUCGUAUCGCAGGGAUUGCGCCGUGCUGGCAGGGACGGCGAAGAUAGUGUUUGCGCUGGUGGCGUUGGAGCACCGAAGAGUAUCGUCCCGGUUUUACCGCUGGAAACGAACGCGUAGUAUGUAA